AGCAAAAACAAAAAAACGCCAUUUCCCUGUCGUCCCAAAUGGCCACGGGCGCACCGCCGGAGACGGAGCCGGCGUCGACGGCGGCGGCGCGGAAGCUGCACCACCUGCUCCGCUCCCGCGACCUCCUCCCGGCGCUCUCGUACCUCCGCACCCUCCCUUCCCCCUUCACCCUGCUCCCCAACCACGCGCUCAACGCGCUCCUCCGGGCCCUCGCCGCCGCUGGCCGCGUGCGCGCCGCCGCCUCCCUGUUCCGCGCCAUCCCCGCGCCUACGCCGCACUCCUUCAACUCCUUCCUCGCCGCGCUCUUGCGGCGGGGCCGGCGCCGCGCGGCGUCGGCGCUGCUCGCCGCUUUCCUGCGCUGCCCCGGCGCCUCCCCCGACGUGGCCACGCUCAACACCCUCAUCCACGGCCUCUCCACUGCCUCGCCGCGCCCGUCUUCCCCCGCGCUCCUCAGGCUCUUCCGCUUCCUGCCGGAGGCCUACGCCUUCGCGCCCGACGCCAUCACGUACAACUCCAUGCUGGCUGCUCUGUGCCGAGCGGGGGACCUGGCCACCGCGCGCAGGCUGUUCGAUGGAAUGCGCGCGGGCGAGCAAGGCGGGGAGGCUGGCGCCUUCCCUAACGUGGUCGCCUACACCACCAUGAUCAGGGCGUGCUGUGCGAGUAGGCUUGCCGAUGAGGCGCUGUCGCUCUUCAAGAUGAUGCUCGCGGAUGGCGUGCGGCCGAACAGGAUCACCUACAACACCAUGGUGCAGGGCUUCUGCCAGGCCGGAAGGAUGGAGCUGGUAAAGGAGGUGUUCGGGAUGGACUCAUUUAAGCCGGACACGUGCACGUUCAAUACGCUGAUGGCCGCGCACUGUAGAGAAGGGCGGAUACAGGACGCGAAGAAGGUGUUUGAUCAGAUGAUGGAGCUCCGCGUGAGGCGCGACUCUGCGAGUUACAGCAUCGUGACCAGGGCGUUGUGCGAGAACGGUGAGUUUGGUCGAGCAGAGGAGCUUGUGGACAGCCUCUUGGAGAAGGAGGUUCUCAAGAAAAGAGGUGGUUGUGUGCCACUCAUUGCAUCUUACAAUCCAGUUUUUAAGUACCUCUGUGAGAAUGGCAAGGCAAAGAAGGCCAGGUUGUUAUUCGGGCAGCUGCUGGAUAUUAGGAGCAAGGUCGAUUUCCUAGCAUUCAAGACACUAAUCCUAGGACAUUGUAAGGAGGGAGAUUUUGAAGAAGGGUACGAGCUGGUGCUCUCAAUGUUGAAGAGGGAUCUUAUGCCUGACAGUGAGUGCUAUAUUGCUGUAAUAGAUGGCUUUAUGCAGAAGGGGAGGAUGAAAUCUGCCUGGGAGGCUCUUCACAGGAUGUUAAACAGUGGUCUUCGACCUAGCACAAGUACGUUCCACUCUGUUCUUCUGGGGCUUUUGAAGAAAGAUGGCUGUGCGAAAGAAGCCGCAGAUUUGAUAGAGAUAAUGCUGGAGAGGAAGAUCAGGCAGAAUGUUGACCUUUCUACUAAUCUGAUUGGUGUGUUGUUCAAAAGUGAUCUUAAUGACCGUGCAUACAAGAUUACUAAGCAUCUGUACGACAAUGGAUAUUACAUUAAGAUGGAAAAACUAAUCGCGACACUUUGUGAGGACAAGAAGUUCAUAGAUGCCGCGGAGUUUUCUUUGUUCAGCUUGCGGAAGCGCCAUGAACUGGGUGUGGCAGUUCACAGCCAGGUUCUGGAUGGCCUUUGCUCGGAUCGUAGAACUUCAGAGGCAUUCCAGCUUUUCUAUGAGCUAAAUGAGAACAAAAGGACUUCUGCGGUUGCUGCACCCCGCAGCCUAGUCUUUCUGCAUCAUGCUCUUGAGGAAGCUGGAAUGGUGCAAGAAGCUGGUUUUGUUGCUAAACAGAUGAGACGUGCAACUGCCACAACUAGGCGAAGGAGCUAAGGUUUUACUCCAUGUUUUUUAGCAUCUUUGCGGGGAGGGAAGGGAUUCCCACCUGGAUAGCUGUUAUUGCUAACAUGGAUAGCCUGACUCUAAGCUAUUUUCUUACAUAAUGGUGCAAGACCAAGGAUGCUGGAACUGGAUGUCAAGUUGGUUGCCUUUCCUCAGCUGAUCAGCAAGGGAAUGGCUGGUCAUUGAACAAUGGUUGUUUGAUGAUGGAAGAUUGCAUAUGGCAUUAAGGGGUCUGUAAAUGAUUUGAUUUUCUUGAGCUAACUCCUAUCAGCAGAUAUUCAGAUUGCAGAAGCUCAUCUGAUGGUGAGACAAUAGAGCUGCUGCUGCUGCUUCCUGUUCAACUGGAGAAGAGUUGUGAAAAUCAAAGUGUCUCAAAUUAAAAAGAUAACUCGUAGUAAAAUGCUAGCGAAAGAACACCACGGUCUGUCAUGAUAUUUAGCAACCAGUGACAUCGUCCUGUCAUGAUCUUUAGCAACAGCACAUGUCUGGACCACAUGACAGUAUAUGUCUAGGACUCAGUUCGAGGUUGAGAUCGAAGAACUUGAGAAGUUGGGCGUGAAGCUUCAGAACCUGAGCAACAUGCCAUGAUGCCAGCGGGAGUCGUGUUGCUUUCUACUCCCUCUGCUCUGCUCCAUAUUAGAAGACAUUUUGGUUUUUUUUAUUUCAACUGCUUUUGCUAUGUAUUUAGAUAUAUACUGUAUCAAACGGAAUGUAUCUAGAAAAGUAUUAAAAUUUGGAACGGAAGGGAUAGUUUGCGUGAUGAGAAAAAAAAUGUCAUGGUUAGGUAACUGAGAAAAUCGCGUUAAAACUGUUGGUACCUUGCCUCUGAAAAAUGGUUGCAAGUCAUGCAUUGAUUUCUUUUGCAUUCAA
This is a messenger RNA of Zea mays, 2786 nucleotides long. RefSeq names its product Pentatricopeptide repeat-containing protein chloroplastic. The record is from RefSeq and is a predicted model, not a curated record. Bases 39 to 1907 code for a protein of 622 amino acids. NCBI's taxonomy places the organism in Eukaryota, Viridiplantae, Streptophyta, Magnoliopsida, Poales, Poaceae. The transcript is spliced from 2 exons. Gene Ontology annotation, molecular function: protein binding.